Molecule: messenger RNA, 1111 nt
Organism: Galleria mellonella (greater wax moth)
Lineage: Eukaryota; Metazoa; Arthropoda; Insecta; Lepidoptera; Pyralidae
Product: INO80 complex subunit B
Exons: 3
Coding region: 138-1088 (316 amino acids)
Biological process (GO): chromatin remodeling
Cellular component (GO): Ino80 complex
Source: RefSeq, a predicted model, not a curated record
CAAUCACGCUAAUCGACCAAAUUAAAAUGCAAAUGUCAAAAUAUUAGAAGUUGAAAUGUUUUCAUUAUAAAGAAAAUAUUUUUUUAUUAUAUUACUAAAACAAUAUAUUAUCAAUCUGUUCACAUUUAAAAUCUAUUAUGGUUCGGCGACAGCGUGAACAAAGCACCACCGAAGAUGAAAUAGUAAUAGACACCUCUCCACCAAAGAAACAUAAACGUCACAAACAUAGAAAACACAAAAAAAGAAAAAUAGAAAAUGAUUUUGAAAGUGACACAUCUAUCGAUGUCUCUUAUGAGGAUGCAUUGGACAAGCCAUACAAAAUGAAAGUGAAAACAGGCAAAGAGUUGCCUGGCACCUCUGCAGCAGAUCUACUUAAAGCCCAAACCAUGAAAUCAUCAUCAGACUCCCGUCGCUCAAUACCAGGUUCCUCAUCAAGCACACCUCCAAAGGCAUCUAAAAAAAAGAAAAAAGGGAGAGAUAGUGGGACUUCUAGUGAGGAGGAAAGAUGGCUUGAUGCUAUUAAAUCUGGGAAACUUGAAGAAGUUGACGAAGAACUAAAAAAAAUUAAACCAAAAGAUCCUAAAAUGAUGACUGCAAGACAAAGAGCAAUGUAUGAAAGGGGUAAUGACAAAGAAACUAGUCCUGGAGGAGAAGUGUUACUGGCAUUGCCAUCUGGCUAUAAAGAAAAAGUUAUGACUGCAGAAGCCAUACAAAAAGCAGCAUUGAAGUCACAAAAACGAAAACAAUUAGCAGAUGAAAAGCGUGAAAAAGAUAAAAAAAAAACUAUGGAUCGUUUACUCAAAAAACAAGAAUCUAAAAACUUAAAAAAUACACAAAAAGGCAAACCAAUGAAAAAACAGGAGCCUAUGAUAGUUUAUAAAAACAAUAACAAUGAAAUAUCUUUGUCAUUGCCACCUGGAGUGCAAUUCCCUCUGGAAACUAAGGCUCCAAUAGAAGCACCCAAACCUAUUAAAUGUGGAGUAGAUGGAUGCCAUAAUAAUAAAAAAUAUAAUUGCUCUCAUAGUGGCAUUCCAUUAUGUAGUCUAGAAUGUUAUAAGAAGAAUUUAACAACUAUUAUGGUAACCUAAUAUAAAUGAAUGUUAAUUUUUAA